AGUCUUCCCCUUCUAUUCCCACAUUUCACAUUGGCACUUCGACGGGAGCGCAGUAGGUUACAAACACCCCGCAGACUUUCAAGUUUCAACUCAGCUCUCUCUCCGUCGGCCAGCAAUUUAUGGUUAGGGUUCGUACUUGUUGUCUGAAGAAAGGGGAAAUUUUGAUUCAAUUCCGUAAUUCCCUUCGUGGGUUUAUGAAAAACUACGAAAGAUAGCCUUUUUCUGGUCAUUUGCGAUUGAUCCAGGAUUUUCUGAUUUGUUAGGGCACUCAUAUAUGGGGACAUCUUCGGGAUCUCACUUCAAUCACCAACCCUCACCGAGAAUGCUGCCUCCUCGUCAACAGCCAAGGUCAGGUGGACUUCAGACUUCCUUAUCACUUGUAUCACCAGAUGCUUGUGGAUCUCCUAAUUUUCAGGAGAGGGGAUCAAAUUCUGAUCAAAUUCGUGAGUCCCCAUCAGAAAGUGCUAGUUCACGAGAAACGUGGCCAACCGCUGAUGCUUUGAUGGGGAAAAAAGUGGACAAGGAUAAGGAAAGGGAGAAUGGCUUUGCUGAACAUUCUGUUGUUCGACAUAUCUCAAGUUCCGAAACCAUGACUCUUCGUGAUUUGGCCAGAGAAAGAGUGGAUGUAAUAGCAGAGAGGAUGCAACAUCUUCCGGAUGAGUUUCUUGAAAAAUUCAAGAACGAGCUUCGUGUACUUCUUGAAGGGCUAGGUGGUUCUCAGCACAGAGAGGAAUUUCUGUUUCUUCAGAAGCUGGUUCAGAGUAGAGGUGAUUUGACUGAUAAAACACUGAUUGUGGCACAUAGAAUCCAGUUAGAAAUCUUAGUUGCUAUCAAGACUGGAAUUCAGGCAUUUCUCCAUCCAAGUGUCAGUUUGUCUCAGGCUUCUCUUAUUGACAUUUUCUUGUAUAAGAGGUGCCGAAAUAUAGCAUGUGGAAGUGCUCUUCCUGCAGAGGACUGUACAUGCGAGCUGUGCUCCAAAAGAAAUGGGUUCUGCAACCUCUGCAUGUGUGUGAUAUGCAACAAGUUUGACUUUGAGGUGAACACUUGUCGAUGGAUUGGCUGUGACCUGUGCUCUCAUUGGACUCAUACUGAUUGUGCUAUUCGCAAUGGACAGAUAGGUAUGGGCCCUAGUGUAAAAAAUGGUGCAAGCUCAGCAGAGAUGCUUUUCCGCUGCCGAGCUUGCAGUAGGACAUCUGAAUUGUUAGGGUGGGUUAAAGACGUGUUCCAGCAUUGUGCACCAAGCUGGGAAAGGGAUGCUUUGUUAAGGGAGCUUGACUUUGUGCGGAGAAUAUUUCGCGGCAGUGAGGAUAACAGGGGCCGAAAAUUGUUGUGGAAGUGUGAGGAACUCAUUGAAAAACUGAACUCAGGGGUGGCAGAACCUAUGGCUUGCAAAGCAAUCCUGAUGUUCUUUCAAGAGCUUGAGGGAGACCCUGCAAAGGGCCAAGAAAGUGAAGAAGGUGGUCGCCUUAUAGCUCCGCAGGAGGCAUUCAAUAAGAUUGCUGAUGUGGUGCAGGAGGCAAUCAGAAAAAUGGAAAUGGUUGCGGAGGAAAAGAUGAGGAUGGUUAAGAAAGCUCGGUUAGCUGUUGACGCCUGUGAUCAGGAGCUCAAGGACAAAACAAGGGAAGUAGCAGCACUGCAGAUGGAGAGGCAAAGGAAAAAGCAACAAAUCGAUGAGCUUGAAAGCAUCGUGCGGCUUAAACAGGCUGAGGCUGAUAUGUUUGAGCUCAAGGCAAAUGAAGCCAGAAGGGAAGCAGAGCGGUUACAAAGGAUUGCACUAGCCAAGACCGAGAAGUCAGAAGAGGAUUACGCUAGCAGGUAUCUUAAACAACGAUUGAAUGAAGCUGAAGCAGAGAAGCAGUUUCUGUUCGAGAAGAUUAAGCUUCAAGAGAGCUCAAGGGCAUCACAAAGCAGUUCUGGGAUGUAUUCCAAAAUACAAGACCUGCUCAAGAACAUGUGAAAUUCCAUAAUUUAUUCGUGUAGUACUAGAAUGUUCAAUGUUUUAACUCUUGAUACAUUUUGUGGCCUUUGUGCAUUAUUCCGGGGUCUCAACGAGUUUGUUUCUUUUUGUUAGUUGCCUGGAGAGAACAAAAGGAUGCAACAAGAGUUGUUGUAAAUGUAUAUUAACUUUAUAGUAGUAGUACGGAUGGCAUUGUGUGCAUCAUUUCUUGGAUUUGCCCGUAUUA
Coffea eugenioides is the source of this 2183-nucleotide messenger RNA. Its product is annotated as OBERON-like protein. Gene Ontology annotation, cellular component: nucleus. Lineage: Eukaryota; Viridiplantae; Streptophyta; Magnoliopsida; Gentianales; Rubiaceae. The record is from RefSeq and is a predicted model, not a curated record. The coding region runs from base 275 to 1957 and encodes 560 amino acids. The transcript has 3 exons.